Molecule: messenger RNA, 1507 nt
Organism: Sinocyclocheilus anshuiensis
Lineage: Eukaryota; Metazoa; Chordata; Actinopteri; Cypriniformes; Cyprinidae
Exons: 2
Coding region: 72-1187 (371 amino acids)
Biological process (GO): SCF-dependent proteasomal ubiquitin-dependent protein catabolic process; protein polyubiquitination
Cellular component (GO): SCF ubiquitin ligase complex
Molecular function (GO): protein binding
Source: RefSeq, a predicted model, not a curated record
CAGUCAAACGUCUCUCAGUGAGAGAGCAAGACAAAAGGAUGAUCUUAAAGAUUUAAUCAAGCACUGACAACAUGCCUCAACGGAAGAGAGCCCUUGUUCCCAUUAAUACAAGGAGAAGGGUUAGAGCUGAUGAAGAUUGCUUCCCUUUCAACUCCCUACCGGUGGAAUGUCAGCUCCAUGUGCUCUCAUUCCUCAGUGAGGUGGACAAAUGCAACUCUGCCCUUGUGUGUGCGAGCUGGAGCUGCUUAGUGCGCUCUGGGAAGCUCUGGAGAGUUGCAGACUAUUCCCACCGUGGGGUGUUUCAUCUGGGCCAGGAGGGUCUGCUCGUUUCCAACAGAGAGUUUGAGCGCUGGAAGGCUUGGGUUCACCAUUACACCCAUCAUCUUAUAUCCCGUGGGGCUAGUUUGCUCACUCUGAAGGCCAGUUUUGAUCUAGGAGACCAGUGCAAUAAAUGGGUAGAGCUCCUGUCGCACCUUCUAGAGAACGUGCAUUGCCGGGAUCUCAGUCAUUUAGACUUGAACUGGACAUUUACCCUGCUGGAACCUCUUGACCUUCGUGUCCACACCAGUUCUAGUUCUCAUCAAGACAAUAUUACCAAGAUGGACCACUUUCAGAUUCUCCUGGCCAGACUCGUCCACAGCUGUCCCAGGAUUACCAAAAUGCGCCUGCACUUCGACUGGUCCGAAACAUCAGUUGCGCUGAUCACUCGGUUUCAACACCUCCGUAUCUUAGAAUUGAAGUACUUUUGGGUAUUCAAAGGGGUCAGUCCGAACACUUUACAGAUGCUGACGAAAUCGCUGCCUAAUCUAAAAUCCCUCAUGCUCCAUGUUCUUGUUCCACUGCGAAAUCUAGGCAUCUCGUACACCCUUGAAUCCCUUUCGCUCGAGUUCCUAGAUGUGUCGCCCAGUCGAGGUCUGGUCUUCUCCUGCCUCAACCUCCCAGCGCUACGAGAGCUGCGGGCGAAUAAGAUCGUUCGGGGCAUUACUCUGGACCGCCGGACUCGACUACAGAUACAGAGCCGAUGGCCCUGCUUGUAUCAGGUCUUACAUGAAGGGACGCCCAAACUUCAGGCCCUUAACAAUGAAAGACUCCUUCCCAACUGGAAAGAGCAAAGUUACAGAGAGCUGACGUCAAUCCUCCAGCAGUCUUGCUACUGUCUUCAGCAUUUAGACAGUUGGCUUUGGUGAAGUCGAGACUUAAACAAUUACAGGCCACACAUAACGGCCUAAAGGGACACCACCACAUCCUGAAGAAAAUUAUAGGAUUCUGGAAACGUUUCUGGGCAGCAAGAAGGUCCCAAACAGCUGGAUGUCUCAUCACUGAGGUCUGAAGGUCUCUGGCAGAACAUAAGGACUCAAGGAUAUCAGCUUGGGUCCGUUGAUUACUAAAAAUGUACUUUAACAUCUGAUGAAUCUCUUUUUUCAGCAUCAAAGCUCUCUUUUGUGUGUGUUUUUUCUCUGACCAUUAACUACUUGAUAGAUAUUAAAACUGAUUCCAGAUGUGGGGC